GCGAUCAUCAGCCACCAUGCUGGCCCUUCCAUCCUAGAUUGCACAACCACCUUCGUCCACCCAGCAGUUGUGACCAUUAUCGAAAGUAUGAUGACGGAAUGGUCGAACUGCCAGUGCCAGUGCGUCUUCGACGGGCAAUUGUCCUCAACGAUGUCUUGCUGGUCAAGCGCAUAAUCAGGAACAAUUUGGCUUAUUUGUAUAAUCCGGAUUUCGCCGAUAAGAGCAAUACCUCGUUGCAUCUCGCGGCCCUUCAUGGACAUGUUGAUAUCGUUAGACUCCUCAUCGCCCUCGGUCACGACUCCUGCACCCCCAUCCUCCUCAAAACAGGCGACGACUCCGCUCCAGGAAUCAGCCUAAACACCGACUCCGAAACACCUCUCCAUCUCGCCGCCGCCAACGCCCACCCUGCCUGCGUCCAUUACCUCUGCCAUGCCUUCCCACACGCAAUUGACUGGCCCGACCGAAACGGCAUGACUCCGCUGAUGCUAGCCGCGCAGAGCUCGAAUCCCGCAAAUAUCAUUCCGCACGACCCAUCGCUCAUCGAGCCACGCUCAUCGCGGGCCCGCGCUGCUUCGUCUGCGUCGGCCGCUGAAGACACAUCCACGCUGAGCGUGUUACUCUCGCAUCGCGCGUCUGUGACAUGUGUUGAUUUUGCCGGGAACACAGCCCUGCAUCAUGCGAGUGCGUGGGGGAACUUGAAAGCCGUAAGGGUGCUUUUGGCAUCCGGAGCGCAGCCGUUGGCGCUGAACAAGGCGAGUUAUACGCCGCUCGAUUACUCCAUUUCGGGGCAAGCAGCGCAGUAUUAUAAGAAUUUGAUUGUGUGGAGAGAGGAAGAUGAGAUUGAGGACGAAGUAUCUGGAGAGGAAGGAGAAAGAAAAGAAGAUGAUGAUGAUGAAGAAGAGGACGAUGAUGAUGACAACGACGAUGAGGAAGAAGAAGAAGAACCGCGUCAACAUGUCCCGGUCGCGAAACCGGUUAUAAAUGGUGCUGUGCCGAAGACUUCUACACAGACGUUCCCGGGUAUCAGACUCGUUACUGAAGAUGACGAGUGAGAAAAGGAUAUAUAUAUACGCACACAUUCACAGGACAAGAAAAAGGCAGCCAAAGCUGUCUGUCCCUGUUCGAUAGCCAUCCCCCGCUUUCUUCCCCCUGGCGUCUAUUUCUUUUCUUGCUGAAUUAUAUAGAUCGGACUUACAGCACAAGCCCCCUGGCGUCUCAACAUCUAUCAAGCAUCGCAUCUGCAGGAGUUGUAUUUUUGAAUUCAGUUCUAUAUUUUGCUUUCUGUCUUUUUUUUUUCUCUCUUCCCUUAUUUUUGUCAUACAUGUUUUCAGCGACGGUUCAAAUUUUUGUCUUUGGUAUUGCAUGCAUGGGUUUUCCAUUCUGUAUAUAAUUAGAACUUAGAAAUGUCAAUAGACUCCUAGGAGUUGGAGUGUUAAGAG
This is a messenger RNA of Paecilomyces variotii, 1439 nucleotides long. RefSeq names its product ankyrin repeat-containing protein. Lineage: Eukaryota; Fungi; Ascomycota; Eurotiomycetes; Eurotiales; Thermoascaceae. The coding region runs from base 99 to 1052 and encodes 317 amino acids. The transcript has 3 exons. Gene Ontology annotation, molecular function: protein binding. The record is from RefSeq and is a predicted model, not a curated record.